Messenger RNA from Bursaphelenchus okinawaensis, 828 nucleotides. The record is from the annotation of a GenBank genome assembly. NCBI's taxonomy places the organism in Eukaryota, Metazoa, Nematoda, Chromadorea, Rhabditida, Aphelenchoididae.
AUGUCGCUUCUUCAGAUUCUGUCAUGGCUACGGAGAGGAUUCAGCGGCCGAAACGUCAUCUACACGAAUACCGUGCUCACUGUCGUCAUAUCUGGAUCAGCUGACGUUGUGGAACAACGUAUCAUCAACAAGAAUGUUGAUUUGAAGCGGUCAGGUAAGUUGAUAUAAAAUACGACAACAAGCUUUAGCAAAUGAUAAAAGUUUACAUUGCUAGUAAAUAUGUCAACACUUUGUAUUAUGUUAUUGAGCAUUGAUUAGUCCUACUAUAAAUUUACAGUAUGCUAGUUAUUCCGACCUUUUUCUUACUGUAAUCUAUUGUAUUAAUUUAGUAAAAGUCGGCAUGAGUGGCCUCUUACUAGGCCCAAUGAAUACAUUAUGGUACAAUAUGUUAGACAAAAGCUUACCAGGAAAAACAAAAUCACAUGUGUUCAAGAAGGUUCUCCUAGACAUCGUCGUCUCUCCUCUAUUCGCUUCUACUUUCAUUUGUUCUGUAGCCGUUCUUGAAGGCAGCUCUGCCACAGAUGCCUUCAACGAAUACUGUAACAAGUUUCUUGAUGUUUUGAAGGUAGGUUUUACAGUCAAUACUAUAAAUGUAAAUGUGGUUUUGACAAGUAUAUAGACAGUUUUGCGUAUGUAUGUUAAAAAUAUAUUGUAACACUCAAACUUGUUUUAUGUGUAAUAUUACUCUUUCAGCUUGACAUUUGCUUUUGGCCACCUGUUCAGACCGUAAACUUCCUUUUACUGCAGCCAAAAUACCGAGUACUGUAUGUGUUAUGCACAAUGUUCUUUUACAGUACGAUCCUGACUUAUAUCAAACAUAAACCAUGA